This is a messenger RNA of Musa acuminata subsp. malaccensis (wild Malaysian banana), 1143 nucleotides long. Lineage: Eukaryota; Viridiplantae; Streptophyta; Magnoliopsida; Zingiberales; Musaceae. The record is from RefSeq and is a predicted model, not a curated record.
AUGACGACGAGCCCGACGUCAACAAGGAACCGCCAAUUGCCCCCUUCCCUCGUCGCCAAUCUCCAAAACGACCUCGCAGGACGAAAGCCCCCCGGCGGCGAUGGCGUGGAGGGGGAUUCGGCUGCGGCACCGGUCGAAGCCGCUGCUGAUUCGGACCCAGCCGUGGAUGGACCGAGGAGGCCCGUCGUUCUGGUGACCAACGCCGACGGGAUCAGCUCCCCGGGGCUCACCCAUCUCGUGGAGGCGCUCGUUCGCAUCGGGCAGUAUGACGUCUACGUCUGCGCUCCGGAAUCGGACAUGUCUGCCUCUGCUCAUUCAGUAACAAUUCAUCGGACGCUUGCAGCAACGUCCGCUCCGAUUGAAGGCGCCAAAGGUAUUGAGUCUGGACAUCCUGCUGAUUGCAUAUCCUUGGCUUUGUCCGGGGCAUUGUUUUCCUGGUCCAAUCCUGCACUGUUUUACUCUGGUGCUGUUGCUGGCGCUCGAGAGGCUAUAAUGAUUGGAGUACCUUUUGUAGCAAUGCUAACGCAUCGUUCUGACCUUUGUUUGCAGAAGGAGGAGAGUCGAGAAAGUGAUUUCAAGGAUGCAGUUGAAGUUUGUUUACCUCUGAUAAAGGCAGCGAUGAGGGACAUCGAAAAGGGUCUGUUCCCCAGGAAAUGUCUGCUGAACAUAGAAAUUCCCACAGCUCGAUCUAAAAAUAAGGGCUUCAAGUUAACCAAACACAGCUUCUGGAGGUCUAUCCGCAGUUGGCAAGCUGUAUCCAGAAAUAGGUACCCUGCUGGCCAUUUCAUGUCCAUGAAUCAAGGCCUCGGUGCACAGCUUGCACAGCUUAACCGAGAUGCCUCUGCUGCGGGAGCAGCUCGCCGCAGCGGCGGUCAAAGUAAAAUGCUGGAAACAGAAUCAGUUGCAGCUGCUGGAAAACCCGACCAGAGAGAAGUGGUGAAGAAAUUGUUCCGUCUAGAGUUACGCAUCCUUCUUGAGAUGCAACAGGAAGAUCCGGAUGAAGAUCUCGAUUUCAGGGCCUUGAAGAAUGGUUAUAUCGCUGUUACACCUCUGCAUUUAGAUAUGCAUGUGGAGUCGCAGAUCCGAGCGUCUGUGUCGGAUUGGCUUUCGGCGGCCCUGGAAGGAUGUCGGGAUGCUUCCUGA